AAUCGACUCGCACUUACACUCGCACCUCAAUGAAAUUCCUGCAAAAUUCUAUCAUCUCAUUCAACAAACCUUCAAAAGACCAAAUCUUUCCACCAUGAAAACCAGAUAACAUUACACCCCAUUAUAAUUACACUAAUUAAUCUCCCAUUAUUCCCAUAAAAAUCAUAUCUUUAAUCAUAAUCUUCCCUUAAUUGAUUCAUUUUCUCUCUCCUCCAAAUGGGUAAAUCACUACCUUCAACAGCAGGAUUAAAGAAUUUUGCCAGAAUUAUAACAUCUGAAAGAAUCACCCCUCCAAAACAAGUCAAACCCAGAUCACCAAAUCACAGCAAAACAUCUGUCUCAAUGUCAGAGUCACAACCCCGAGUUGACUCGGCUAAACUCGGCUUGAAAAUGGAGAAUAACUCAGUGAGUCGAACUCGGAUUCCUUUGUCGGAGGUUGUCGUGGAUUGUGCGAGGCGCUGGUUUCAAGACACUCUUAAGGAGGCUAAAAAUGGGGAUGCUACAAUGCAGGUUUUGGUGGGUCAGAUGUAUAACAGUGGUUAUGGUGUUCGAAAGGAUACUGAGAAGGGACGUAAUUGGAUUAAUAUAGCUUCCAAAGGAAGGUCUUCUGCUUGGAAAGUUAGCAAUAAACAGCCAGGGUACAAUGUAAGUGACUCAGAGUCUCAGGAUCUCUAAGACACCAGAAGCGACGUGUAAUACUAUAAUACAGGCAGAAGGAGGAUCCAAUUGUGAGUUGUUUUUGUAUUUGUUUUUCAAUCUAGACACUGUAGUACCAAAAUUAGCCAUGUAUAUCAGUAUAUGUAUGUUGUCAUUUGUUUAUAUGGCUAUGAAGGCAAUAUUUUCUUUAGUAUAUGAGGAACAUGUUUGAUGACAUAUGGCCUUUUACAAGUUGAUGUAGCAAUUUUUCACAAGGUAUUGAAUAUUUACAUUUGUUUGGUAA
Messenger RNA from Chenopodium quinoa (quinoa), 940 nucleotides. RefSeq lists its product as uncharacterized. The coding region runs from base 217 to 675 and encodes 152 amino acids. The transcript has 3 exons. Gene Ontology annotation, molecular function: protein binding. Lineage: Eukaryota; Viridiplantae; Streptophyta; Magnoliopsida; Caryophyllales; Amaranthaceae. The record is from RefSeq and is a predicted model, not a curated record.